AGCACAAACGUCAAAGUCACCGCCUUUUUGUUUACAUCAAUAGAACAUUCGUCUGGCUGAAAGUCGCAGAGCAAAUAAAGUGGCUGCAAAUAAAAAUGCAUAUAACAAGUUAUCAAACGAAUUACUAUUCGAUUCCGGAUAUUUUGGUGACGCAGGAGAAAAUUCCAUGCAUUGCCGAAGCAUUGCUGCAUGGAAUUGGAACAUUGGAUCCAACAUUUGAUAAACCGAAUAUUUCGCGUGGUGAAAAGAUUGAGCUUCCACUUUGGUAUGCAAUUCAUCAAACCAGAUUGUCACGUUCGCGAACACUAAACUUCCAAGUGCCGGACAUUUACAAAAGUCGACUUAAGGAAAUUUGCGAAGCCGAUGCAUUAGCCGUGGAUUUGGGUCGAAUGAACAAGUUUUUCUACACAUUUGGUCAGUAUGUGGUGCCGUUCGACAACAGUAAUACACUCGCACAAAUGCUUUACGAAACGUGUCGUGCACGAUGCCGUUUGCUCAUCGAUUUAAGCAAAGACGCAGCCAGAGGUUUGAAAAAUGCACAAAAAUUCGAGCACAUCGAAUCGAUAUUGUAUGCAAUUGGAUGUUCAACAACUGAAAAACAUUUGAAAUGGCUGAGUGGACGAGCCGAACUACUGCACACACCGCUCAUGGUUUCCAAUCAUCAAAAACGACGACGAGCUCAACUCGACGAUGGUUUCGAUGAAAAUCCACGACUCUCAAAAAGUCCGAGAAUUUAACAAAAUAAAAAACUAAUAUCAUUUCAUUUGCAUUUAAGUAUCAAUUGAUUUUUUUCUUCAAAAUAAACGAAUUCAUCUCGUAGAAGUUUUUUUUUUUCAU
Messenger RNA from Sitodiplosis mosellana (orange wheat blossom midge), 837 nucleotides. RefSeq names its product DNA replication complex GINS protein PSF3 (gene Psf3). The coding region runs from base 96 to 737 and encodes 213 amino acids. The record is from RefSeq and is a predicted model, not a curated record. NCBI's taxonomy places the organism in Eukaryota, Metazoa, Arthropoda, Insecta, Diptera, Cecidomyiidae. The transcript has a single exon. Gene Ontology annotation, biological process: mitotic DNA replication initiation. Gene Ontology annotation, cellular component: GINS complex.